AUGGCGUUCAUGCCAAUGGCGCAACCGAGGGGGAUUGAAAUGUUCCAAAAAGGCAAUGUGCAGUCGGUAUUCGUCCAGCCAUCGGCACCUAGGCCAGUCUCUCAAGCUACGGAGAUGUAUGAUACCGAAUUCGAAGAGGAUCUGAGUGAUUUCGAGGAAUACUCGGGCCGCAGAAGCGAGGAAUCGUUUGGCAACCGAAGCAACACAACGGUGUCGACUUUUGAAGAGAUCCAAACCCCAGCUUUGAAUGAUUUUGGAGGAUUCAAUUUCCAAUUACAGCUACAGCAAGAAAAACAAGGGCCGACAAAGCCUGUUGAAGGACCUAUUGGACCACACCUAUUCCGCAUUUCGCAAGACUCAACCAGAACACAGGAACAUGACAUCUAUCUUGACUGGUCUCCUGUAUUGCCGCAAGACCUCAGCGCUGGUCCCAAACCAAUACUGACGACAGAACGGCAACAGAAAGUCGAGAAGGCUCCUCACAGCAGUGUGCCCCUGCAAGCAUGGACACCCCAACAGGUUGGAUGUUGGAUGACCGCUGCUGGGCUUGAAUCGUCACUAGUGCAGAAGUUCCGCAUGCAUGAUAUCUCCGGCGCGAUACUGAAAGAUCUUCAGUUCGGGGAUCUCAAAGAGCUUGGAAUCGUGUCCUUUGGUCAACGCCAUCAACUGUGGGAUGCUAUACGGAAUCUCAGGGGUGGUCUAAGCGUCCCAUCAACUCCAGCAGAUGACCCAUGUUACUCAUCCACAUCACCCAAUACAUCGGCAGCACCACAACAGCCCAUUCGACAGCGUCGUGCAGAUGACUGCUCCAACCCUUCAAGCCCAGACGACGACAAAGCCAAGUCACCAACGGUAGGACGAAGGCGAGCUCGAAGGGCAGUACGACCUGACGAUGUCAUUUCUCCUGGAGAAUCCGCGUCGAUCGUGGCCAUUGAGCAACUCCUCCCUGAGCCGCAUCAUUGUUCGAAGGGGGAGAAUUGUUCAAAAUAUAAGAAAUACCAGCGCAAGAUGGCAAGGUUUGCGAAAGAGUUCCCCAUGGAAUUGGAGCAGUACCAGGAUGCCAAUGCUGCUCCCAGCGAAGUCAGCAUGCGGCCAAUGUCUGAGGCAGUACCUUCUGUCGUUGCAUCGUCGGACCUCCUAGGACCAGGUCGCUUGCCUGCACUUCGCCUCGAUGAGGAUCUCCUCCGCGUUGUCCAAACCCGCGAUCCUCAAGAGAAUGUCAGGCAGUUCCUCAGCUUCCAGCACCUGGACGAGCCUCCCGAGGAAUCCUCAACAUCUCCGUAUGAAAUGUUUCCUCCGCUUUCGCCACCAGGACCCACACAAGCACCUCAUAGCAACCUGAGCCUGCUUCCCAAGCUGACGAUUCCAACAAUCCAGCCACAGGAUGCCCUUUCUGCUAAUCGCACUGCUGUCCCAUUACGACAAAAUUACACCCCAGUCACAGCUUUGUAUACGAAGAACGAAAACAAUGGCUCUAACAUCUUCAGACUUGGCAGUCCGGCUUCCGCAAUGGACGUUCCCGUCACAGCGAUCCCUCUAGGUCCGAUUGAGCGCGACGCUUCUCAGUCCGUACCACCAAGCAUGCGACUUGGCGGGGACCCCAUCUACCGCUCGAACUCUCGAGCGGACCAUCGUCAACAGUUUCGCCAGCAAUUUUCACCAGUCGAUCGCCGUCAGGCGUUGUCGCCCAUUCCCCGCGCACAGACUGCCAAUCCUAUUGAGCGAUCGAGUUCCCAUCGUCAUCAGCCAAGGUUUGCCAUGGCCCCUUUGCGAGAAACGUUUCUUUCUCCCAUCGAUGGCCAAGACGAAUUGACCCCUACAGCCAACGACGUCAACUAUGCCGGCUGGAUGAAGAAGCGCAAGACGAAAAUGCUCCGUCAUGAAUGGCACGAGAACCACUUCCGUCUCAAUGGCACUCGUCUCGCUAUGCACCGAGAUGAGAAAGUUAACGAUGCUCUUGAGUACAUCGACGUCGACGAAUAUGCUGUCGCUUGUUCUUCGCUUGCAUCAAACAAGCUCAACGCUGCUUUUAAGUCCCUGAAGCUUAGCAGUAAAAAGAAAGACGGCGAUGAUCAUUCAGCAUUUAGCUUCCAACUCGUGCCCGCAGCCGAGAAGAAGGGCAUUCUUGGCGCAGCGACUGGAAAGACGCACCACUUCGCCGUCAAGUCUCGCGACGAGCGCAUCGACUGGAUGCGUGAGCUUAUGCUCGCUAAAGCAAGACAGCAGAAGGCUGAUGGGUGCGAGAUCAACGUCAAUGGCAGUAUGAUCUAG
Letharia columbiana is the source of this 2271-nucleotide messenger RNA. RefSeq lists its product as uncharacterized. The coding region runs from base 1 to 2271 and encodes 756 amino acids. Gene Ontology annotation, molecular function: protein binding. The record is from RefSeq and is a predicted model, not a curated record. The transcript has 3 exons. Lineage: Eukaryota; Fungi; Ascomycota; Lecanoromycetes; Lecanorales; Parmeliaceae.